This is a messenger RNA of Paramisgurnus dabryanus, 486 nucleotides long. RefSeq names its product protein PIGBOS1. NCBI's taxonomy places the organism in Eukaryota, Metazoa, Chordata, Actinopteri, Cypriniformes, Cobitidae. The record is from RefSeq and is a predicted model, not a curated record.
GAAAUAAAUUGUAAACGCGUAAUGUGCUCCUGUUUUAGUCUAAGUGGGUUGCCGUAGUUAAUCGUUCGUCCUUGCUUGCAUGUGGAUUGAACAGCAUACAAACAGCUGUCACAUAAAAAGCUUUUUUAUAAGUACUGGUGAGAACAUCAGGACGUUCAAGUUGGAUGUUUUGUUUUACUCUGAUGGGUUGUGUCAGAAGAUAAGAUCAUGUUCAGAAGGAUUCCUUUUCAUCAGAUCGCGUUUGCGACCCUCGUCGGGGUGGCGGGAGGUGUGUACGUGUACAAACCUAUGUUUGAGCUCAAAAAGCCUCCAACUGAACCAGUUCAAGACCUCAAACCCGAACCAGACGAACAGAAACCGGAAACUACCACACAAUGACCACACUGCAUCAGCAACCAAACCAGAGACUGUUAUAGUGUGAGAAACAUAUGAAUGUUAGUUAUUUACAAAUUGUCUUAUUGCAAAUAAUAAAAUAUGUCAUUCUAG